UUAUUUUAUUUUUGUUUUAGGGACUUUUGAACCAAAAUUUCCAUAUCAGCCCCAUCGUAACCUGACCAUACAAUUUACUUAAAAUUAUUUAAUUAAUUAACUAUUACAUAAAAUUUUUGCUGCCAUAUUGCAAAGCACACCAGCCUCCUCCGAUAGGGGGUUGAUAUUAAUUUUAUAAAUUCUUUAUUGACAGAGAGAUAUUACACAAUGGGUGGCGUUAUUGAAAAAUAGCAAUCUCUUCCUGGCAACUCUUAAUGGAAAAUGAAAUAACUUUAAAGAAACAAAAAAAGGGGAAGAGUGUUAAAGCAAUUGUUAGCGUUACAAUAAUUAUUAACGACGGCAUCACCUAUUAUUAUUAUUAAGAUAAUUAUAAAAUAAAUGUGAAUUAUAUUGGCAUAGUUGAAUCUACGUCGUGCUCGGGACAAGUCUCGUGUUGUUAAUCAAAGCGCUUAAGUGUGGAUUCUGUUCAUUAAAAAAUGGGAGAAGUAAACUGUAAGUAAUUUAUUUAUUUGUUUUAUUUACAAAACUACCGAUAAGACAAACAAGAAUUUUAAAUAUAAUAUUUUAUUAAGUAAAUUAAAAAAUAAAUUCAUACAUAGACAAUAAAAAUUUAAAAAAAACUUUUAAAAAUCUUCCAAUGAAAUAACCGAACGCUCAAUAUAAGUCUUUCGAAGGUAGCUCGACAAUUUUUAAUAAAAAAUCAUUAUUCUGACGAUGCAGACCUGAAAAGGCUGCGAAACGUCAAUAAAUAAAUAAAGUUUCGUGCAUUAACCCGAAAAAACUAGUUUUAUUUAAUGAGUGAUGUGCGUGAAAACCUAAGAAACAAAUAGGAUAAUUUUGUGAAAUUAAUAGCAAGGUGUAAUUACAGUUAACAUUAGUGAAAACAAUACUAUACAAGCUGUGUUGGAAUUCUUUGAAAUCGUACAAAAACUGGGAAUUUUUAUCCAACACAAGUUCUAAGUGUCCCAACAUUAAAUUACCACUAUUAAAAAUUGCUCCUUUCAAUGGAAAUCCACAUCUUUGGUUAACUUUUCGCGACAUGUAUUUAUCUUUGAUACAGAGAAUGAAAACAUUGAUAAUAUUAGUAAAUUUCAUUAUCUUAAGUUAUAUUUUGAUAGGACCGGCUGCUUCGGUGAUUAAUUUUGUCACAGUUUCCUCAGAUAAUUAUACAAUUGCAUGGUCUGUACUUUGCGAUCGGUAUAAUAAUAAGCGUCUUUUGAUAAAUGAGCACAUUAAAUGUUUGUUUUCAAUUCAACAAUUCACUAAGGAAUCCCACGGUGGUAUUCGUAAUUUAAUUGAUAUCUUAUCUAAAAAUUUUAAUGGGUAAGAGCCCUUUCACAUUUUUUGCAAAAAAUCGUAAUUUUUGAGCGCUUCGUUAUCCCCCCUUUUUUGCCUAUUUCCAAUAUAAGUAAACAGUAGAUUUAUUCUUCCUACUGCUAGAAAAAACGAUAAUAUGCACAACUUCAAACACCUGAACCUCUAAAUAAUGUUCAAUAAAUAAGAUCAAAUUAAUUACUACGACAUCAGAAAUAUGUUUUUGUUGUAACAUAAUGUAUUACAAUUUUGAUUGUCCUUCUCAUUAAUUAUCAAAAAAUAAACAUCUAACCUCCGUGAGUUUUUCCAAAAAACAAUGCAGGUUUACCCGUAUUUUCAAAUUGAAUUAAAUAGAAUUACUAUCAAAAACUUUCAUAAAACUAACCUACCAUUAUUGAACUACUAAAAUAUUUUUAUAAUUAGUUCAUUAAUAAUUAUUAUGAAAGACCCGAAACAUCACCCGUAAAAUGCAAUAUUACUAGUGCAAAUCUACCUAAGCGCUGAUCAGUACGGCAGCGGCGCAAUUUUGUAAAAGGGCUCUAAAAAUUCACUAGGCGAACCGACUGACAAAUGGGAUACGCUUAUUAUCUAUAUGACCUCAGGAAAGUUGGACAGUGUGACUUCUAGAACAUGGGAGGAAUGUAGGAGUAAUAAGGAUUCUCCCGUAUUGGAGGAUUUUUAUUGUUUUCUUCGUUAACGAGCUACUGUUUUAGAAACUGUAAAUGCUAGCAAACUUUCAAUUAAUAAACAUGAAAAAUUCGGCACAGUCCUCCUAACGUGUCAUCUUUUGUUGGCUCUGCUGUUGCUCCUUCAUCCCCACUCAGACUUUGUCCCAUCUGUAAACAAAAUCACAAAUUAUAUGAGUGUACUGAACGACAUUAAAUACCCUAGAUACAACAUCACGAACAAAAUUGUAGCCGAAACCUGUCCAAAAGGUACAUUGGAUGACGACACGGAGACCCGUAAGAUAAUCGCGUAGUCAAACCAAUAGUAGGCAUUAUUUAAAUAUUGAAUCACCUUUCAGAGGUCCGUUGGCGGUGGACCUCUGAAGUCUGAAUCUUGCGUUUCAUACACAAUUUAAAAAACAAAAAACCUAAAUUUGUUUAAACCAUCGGUUCGCAAAUCUACGGCGGGAAACCAUGUACUGAAAAGAACCGGCAAGAAACUCAGCAAGGGCUGUUUUUUCUCCCUGUAUUAUCUUAUCAGAGUGAAAAUUAAUAAUUUAAACUACAGUAUUUACCUUGGUCUUGUAAUUGAACUUAACGAAGUCAUUUAAAUAGGUAAAAAAUACGACAAAGUAUAUAAUGUUUUAUGUUUUUUUUAUUAAUGUUAAUUUUGUUUUUCUAUGUCCAGCAGUGGACGAGCAUGGGUCGAUGAUGAUAUAAUGUUUUUGUUUAUGACAAACCUUAUAAUUAAUCUGCAAUCCUUCUUUGCGAAGCUUUCCCAUUGGAGCAUUUAUAAAACGCAUUACAUACUUCUAGAGAGGUAGAAGAUUAUCAUCAGAUUUAUUUCCACACAAAAAAUCGAUGGUAGUACAUACUUCUGACAUUUAAUUUUGCUGCAUUCUCGUUGUUAUUGGCAUCUUUACUCUGUUUUUGUGAGCAUCCGUUAGCAGAUAUUAGGUACUCUUUUGUAAAAAAAAAUCGGACUAUAGGGGGUCUCAGGCAGUACUCUAUAAUCCGACAAAUUCGAUAGUUCGACACUGCCCUGCAAAAUGUUUGUCGGAAACUCACAUUUCUGAAGGGUGACAAAAUUAAUAAUUAAAGCUCAGCCACAUUAUCCUCUCUAAAUUUUUCUUAUUGCUAAAGUUUUUUUUUUCUUUGUUGUUUAAAACAUAAAAUUUCCUCAAUGAAACUAAACAUAUAUUUUUAUAUGCAAAUAGGGUGAAAUAACACGCCUAUAAAUGCUUGCACUCUAAGUAAUACUUGCGUCGAAGCCUACCCGGGCUAGUAAUAGUAGAAAGGACGGAAAACAGGGUAGAAAAUGGGGUCAGGGUUGGCUACCUUAACACCAUUUCCUAUCCCGUGGAGCCUGGAACCUUAACCAUAUUUAUUUGAAGUCCACUUGACUUUGACCUGAUUUAUCAAUAUUAUCCUAUCCCGGUUAAAUAUUUUGGAUAAACUGAUGAAAAAAGUCUAACCUUGGUGUCAGAUUCAAAUUUAUAUCGUUGAGAGCAAUAAAAUUGAGUGUGAACACCUUGUUCACACAUCUAGAAAGCACCACAAAUGUCGGGAUGAGGCACGACAUCAGAUAUACCUUCGGGGAAUAUUGUUCGCUGUGGAUGCUUUGAAAACUCAAAUGGUCCAACAGUACCCUUAGUACAAGUUUUACAAUUACGAAAACUAUGAUAGUUUUCGUGAGCUCGCACUCGUACUUAGGGUACUGAUUUUAUUGUUUUCGUUUCAAUACAAAUAAACGUUGUUAAAAUUCUAUCAUUAAAUCAUUUGCGUCUUCUUACAUUUUAAGUAUCUUUGAUUACUUUUCACCAAAAUGGAAAUAGAAACAUAAUUUACUCAAACUCGUACUAAGGGUACGAGUUCUAUCUCAGUACGAGUACUGUUCGAUCUCAUUGAUAAGUCAAAUAUCGAAGACUUAUACAAUAUAUUUGUUGAUAAAAAAUAGAUGGUGAAAAUAUUGUGGUUCUUCUUCUAACCUAACCUAACCUACGUUUCACAAAUAAAAUUCUGAUUCUGUAGUUUCAGACGAAUCUGUAAUAAAAAAAAUACGUGUGGCACUCGGGGACUGCCGCUGUUAAGCUAUUGCAUAGCAUUAUUUAUCAACUUAUGCAAUUAUAAUUAUUUAUGUAUUUUAUUUAUGCAGUAUUUUUUUUUCUUUGAUAUUAGUAGAUGGCGAGGCAGGCCCUUAUGAUAUUUUAUUGGGUAAGCACAGCAAACAACAGCAUUGCCCGGCGCCAAAAAAAUUUCCACUAGCUCUACAGUUUACCAUGUUUAGUCUAAAAUUUUAAAUUAUAAUUAUUAAGUCUAAAUAAAAGGGAGACAAAUAAAAAUACGAAAAGGUGCUGGGGUCUAAAAAAAUAUAAUAAAAAAUACGAGUGCGGGUUUUGAACCGACGACCGCGAUGGUGCGUCGAACAUUGGUCAAGUGGCAAAAAUUUAACACACUGCGCCGUUUAGAUCGAUACUAGAAAGGCAAAAAUUGUGUUCAUAUGCACUCUUGUCAGGUUAUUUUCGUUACGGAAUUUCUUGAUUCGGUCGCCGCGCUCAAAGCCCGCGAUAAAAUCUAUACAAUAGCUUAAAAAUUUCUCUGUUUAUGCUACUGUUAGCUUCGGAACAAAUUUUGAUAAAAAUUUAGAAUUGCAAUUCAUUUAUUCAGUCUAGUCCAAGGUUGGGCCAACUAUUUGUAUGUAUCCACGUCUGUUCCGAAUAAAUGUUUUUCAUUUCAUUUCAUUUUUCAUUUCAUUUCAUUUCCUUAUCGUGCCAAUAUUUACUAUCAGAACCCACGGCGCCGCGGCGUCGUAACCGUAUAUAAUUCUAUCAAUGAUCAAAUUGAUCAAGCAGCACGAUGCAAUGGUGCAGGUGAUAAGCGCGUUCGGUUGCGAUCGUUGAAGUUAAGCAACUUUCGCAGUGGUCGGUCAUUCGAUGGGUGACCAAAAAUCCUCAUAUUCCUCCGUGCUGCGGAAAGCACGUUGAGCCGUUGGUCCCGACUGCAUCUGUAGACAGUAGCACCCGCCAAUCUGCACUGGGCCCGCGUGGUGAGUCAUGGCCCAAUCUCUCUAUUCCAUCCAUAGGGAAGGCCCUUGAAGGAGCGGGGUCCUCUUCUACAGGUAUUAUUUAACUUACAAGUGGGCCUCCAUAAGGAAAAUUGUAACUUUCACAUAGUUAAAGAAAUAAAUUAAUAACAUUUUUUUCCGUGCCCCUUGUUAAGGCGCUGUCCCACGAUCUGUGUUGUCACGGGCGAGGCCGCGCCGCGCAGUGUUGCCAAACGUAUGAAAAUGCUAAAGUUUGAUAUUUAGAAGUAUCUAUACAUGAUACGCGGUGAUGAUACGAUGAUACGAAUAAGGAUGCAUUUAGUGAUGGCAUAAUGAAUCUGUACUUACUGAGACGAUCCUUUGUGGACUGGACAUUUAUUUACUUUCUUAUAAUAUUUUUGGGGGACAGAGAGAGAGAGAUUUUUUAUUAACUACAUAUUUGAGACUAGUGUUAUAAAAAGAAAAAAAACACAUUUACUUGAAUAUAAAAAAAAACUAAAUUAGAAAAUAACUUAAAACUGUACCAUGCUCCAGCAUGAUGCUGUUGCCACACGCUAAAACUAAGGCCCGUAUUACAGAAUAACAACUAAGUGUUGUACUUUACUUGAGUAUAGUUAGAAAGGGAUGUCGCUAUGUGCUAUAUAUAGCGACAUCCCUUUCUAACUAUGCUCAAGACUACAUCAAUCACUGAAAAUCUUUCUAUAAUACGGGCCUAAGUGAGUGACAACAACGCUGGUAUUCUGGCCAAUUUUCGUUUGUGCACAUGAUACAAACAGUCAACAUUGUUCAAAUAUUAUAUCAAAAUGUACGAUAUAUCUAUUUACCUUGUAUCAUGUUAAGAUACUGCUAAAUCUCGAACGUUAGAGUUCUCAUAUGUUUGGCAACCAUGCGCGGCGCGGCCUCGCCCGCUACAACACAUAUCGUGGGACAGCACCUUUACACUUGCCCCUCGCAUGACCCUGGCUACUCUUUAAAACUAAUUUAGGGAAAGUCCCUCGAGUGUUCAUUGCAGAGUUCUUAGAACUUGUGAUAAUAGCUUUGAGCACAAUCAACAAUUAUCUUACUAUCUUAUCAACAUAAUAAAAAUAUUCUAAACAAUCAUUAUUUGCUGCAAACAAAAUGUGUGUUUCAUGUAAAAUUCAUUAUCAUCAUCAUCAUCAUCAGCCUAUUAAUGUCCCCACUGCUGAGGCACAGGCCUUCCCUAUGAAUGGAAUAGGGAGAUUGGGCCAUGACCCACCACGCGGGCCCAGUGCGGAUUGGUGGGUGUUUACGACUGCAGAUGCAGCCGGGACCAACGGCUUAACGUGCCUUCCGAAGCACGGAGGAGCUCGAGAUAGUAAAUUUUUGGUCACCCAUCCAAUGACCGACCACUGCGAAAGUUGCUUAACUGCAACGAUCGCAGCUGAACGCGCUAACCACUUGCACCAUCGAGCUCCUCGAGCAUGUAAUAUUAGUAGGUACUUUAUCAUUAUUCAUGGGUUUACUGUCCUUAAAAAGGUCCUAAAAAAAUUAGAAGGUUCAUCAAUUCAUCGCAUUUUUAUGUUUGUUCCUUGAAUACUCGAAGAUGUGCACUGCACCACUAAGGAAAGUUUUUCUUGUUUGAUCAUAGGGUGAAGAUCGACUGAUGGGAUCCUUGAGAAAUGGAGAAAAAUCUUCGACAAUUGUAGACGUGUGUGUAUAUUAGUGUGGGGGAGUUCAAUGGCGCGGGUCGUUGGCGCGUUCGGCUGCGAUCGUUGGAGUUAAGCAACUUUCGCAGUGGUCGGUCAUUGGAUGGGUGACCAAAAAUCUACUAACUCGAGUUCCUCCGUGCUUCAGGAGGCACGUUAAGCCGUUGGUCCCGGCUGCAUCUGCAGUCGUUGGGACCCGCCAAUCCGCACUGGGCCCGCGUGGUAGGUCAUGGCCCAAUCUCCCUUUUCCAUUCAUAGGGAAGACCUGUGCUCCAGCAGUGGGGACAUUAAUAGGCUUUUUAAAAAAAUCUCUGCUCUUUAUUUAUAACGGCAACAGAUAGACGCUUUGAAAUAAUUGAAAUAAAAUAAUUAUUUUCCCAAACAACAAUUGCACAAAUCCUUAUCUGUGCUCUAAAUUUUCCGGUUAAGGUUUAUGGACAUCUAAUCUAUCAAAAGAUAUGAGCUCAAUUAUAAGAAAUACACUGAUAAGUUUGCCUACCACAAAAAUUAUGUAUAUUCUUUAAAAAUUUUAAAAUAUUAGGUCACAUAUAUUGCGGAGCAGCAAUCGUGAACAUACGAGUAUACAAAUUUUGCAAUUUUUUUUUUGCGAUAGCAAUUUUCAGCACAUGUUGUUCCAGUGAUGAGUAAAACUUUGUUGCUAUGGCACUUAAUGUUUGUGGGAGCAAUAUCAGCGGGCAUACCCACAAAUGAUUGCCCGACGAAUAGCGAAUAUCUUCUGCCCCAUGAGACAAACUGCAGCCUGUAUUACCAGUGUGAUCACGGUAGAAAGAUCUUAAAAAACUGCAUGCCCGAGAAAGCCUUCGAUUCCAAGCUACAGGAAUGUGUCACUGUAGCUUCCGGUGGGUGCACUGUAGAUGUUGGCAACGACGAGGCUCGCUUUUGGAGUCCGACAAGUACAUACGUAACUACACCAACCACACCUGAUGGAUCAGAAGACUCUACCACGACCAAUUCAUCAGUAGCCCAGCCUAACUGUUCUCAUGGAUUCGUUGGUUUCAUCCCACAUCCGAAUCUUUGUGAUUCAUUCUACUUGUGCUGGGCAGGAAAGCUUAAACAUUUUUUCUGUGAACCUGGCUACGAGUUUGAUCUCGAAAGAGCAACAUGUAUCCUGAUAGCCCCUGGUGGAUGUACUCUUGGUGGUACUACUGCUGCAACUGAUGUACCAACAACUCCAGGUCCAACUACAACCGAAGAUUUCACUACAGCUUCGCCCAUAUGCCCUCCGGGAUCCAUUACCAAUAUUCCUCACCCGCUGAUGUGUGAUGCAUACUUUUGGUGUUUCCUAGGAACGCCCUCAUUACAGUUAUGUGCAGUCGGAUUUGAGUUUGAUCCCGCCCGAGCAACAUGUGUCCGAAUAGCCCCUGGUGGAUGCACUCUUGGACAAGCAACGACAGUUGGUAUAGAAGAACCAACUAUUAUGACAACUGGUUCAACUACAACUGAAAAUUUUGAAACGACAACAUUACCGACCACUACUGAUCCGCCCAUAUGCCCUCCGGGAUUCAAUGGCAAUGUUCCCCACCCGCAGAGAUGUGAUGCAUACUUCAUAUGUAAUUGGUGGGGAAUAGCUUCAAAAGUGAUUUGCUCAGUCGGAUUUGAAUUUCAUCCCGGACGAGAAACAUGUGUCCGGAUAGCCCCUGGUGGAUGCACUCUUGGUUUUACUACUUUUACAACUGAUAUACCAUCAACACCAGGUUUAGCUACAACUGAAAAUAUUGAAACGACAACUCCGUCCAUAUGCCCUCCGGGAUUCAAUGGCAAUGUUCCCCACCCGCAGAGAUGUGAUGCAUACUUCAUAUGUAAUUGGUGGGGAAUAGCUUCAAAAGUGCAUUGCUCAGUCGGAUUUGAAUUUCAUCCCGGUCGAGGAACAUGUGUCCGGAUAGCCCCUGGUGGAUGCACUCUUGGUUUUACUACUUUUACAACUGAUAUACCAUCAACACCAGGUUUCUCUACGUCGGGAGGAAUGGAAGGAACAAUAGUGCCGAGCAGCACAUCAGCACCACCAGCUCCGUUCUGUGCUACGGGGUUCAUGGGCACAGUUCCACAUCCAAACUUGUGCAACUCAUUCUUUAUGUGUUUGGGGUCUACCUCUAUACAAAUGUACUGCACAUUGGGCCACGAGUAUAAUGUCCAACUGAGAACAUGCGUUCAACUAGCACCUGGUGGUUGUACUCUUGGAAACAUCACCACUGAGUCUCCUUGGAUUACGACAACAUGGCGAAAUAUACCUGAGGCUGUAAAUGAAACUGAAUAAAUUAUCAUUAAUUAUAAAUAAAGGCUCCUUUGAAUUGAUGUCUUUUUUUCAAUACAAAUUGUUUACAA
This is a messenger RNA of Chilo suppressalis (striped riceborer), 9032 nucleotides long. The record is from the annotation of a GenBank genome assembly. Lineage: Eukaryota; Metazoa; Arthropoda; Insecta; Lepidoptera; Crambidae.